CAUGUAAUGAAUGUUAUUACAGCGGCGAGCAUCACAUCUGUGACCUCAGACCUUUCGUGUGUGUGUGUGUGUGUGAAAGAGUUAAUAUAAUGAUGAACGCGUCUCCUCUGAACGCACUUCUUUAGGACCAAACAUUUCCAGUUUGGAGACGCAGAUGUCACACGUGUUCAAUCAGCUGAUGGUGAUGUUUAAGGCAGACUUCGCCAGUGUCGAUGUUGAUCUGCGCUGCCUGGUGCAGUCGUUUUAGGACGAGCCGCUCUUCGCACGCAAGGCUUCAGCAGAAGCAUGAAUUGUGUAUGAAGACUUACGUAAUAGUGCAUCAGUGGAUCUGGGAUGGAGCUUGAAUAUUAGCUCUGGCACUUCGGGUUACUCUGCAAAAAAAACGGCUUGUGCAGUGUCUUAAAUGUUAAAUAAUAAAAUUCAAGCAAACUUUGUAAUUCAAAUAAAAAAACAAAAACAAGUGCCAGAUAAAAACAUCACAGACGGGCAUCUUUUUGUUUAUUUUUUGCCAUAUUUAAUUUUUUUUUGUUAACUGUCAAACAUUAGCCUUUCACUAAAGACCGCCUCGUAAGCGACUGCAUUGCAACAUGCAAAAAAAAAUUCAUAUCGGGAUGGUUAUUUGUUGCGUGUGAAAACGUUCUGCUUUUCUUCCAUCUUAAUUUAGUCUUGAUCCGUAACGUUGCUCCCAGCGCGGCGCUCUGAUGUAUGGAGGAGUCAAUUUCAGAUCAAUAGCUGACUGGAAAAGCGAUCAAAUGUCGUACAACUUUACCCAAUGCAUCUUUUGUCUCGUCAAUGGUGCAUUGAUUUCUUCGACCGAACCAAUUGCUUCUCUCCGCUCAGCAUCCAUCCCUCGUCCUCCGGCAGCACCAUGGACAGCACAGUUUCAGCCUACUCUGAGAAGCUGAGAGAGAUGUCGGUGUUAUCUCUCCUCUGCUCCUGCUUGUAUUCCCAGCCGCAUCCCAACACCUUCGGUCAGUUUGAAGACAUGGAGGUGAAGUCGCUGAAUAAGCGAGCUUCCGGCCAGGCUUUUGAGGUCAUCUUGAAGAGUCCGACUGAGCCGUCUCCGGAGAGACCCCAGACUCUGGCGCUGCCGCCCCAGAAGAAGGAGCCCUCUCUGGGGGAACUACAGAGGAGGCUGGAGGCCGCCGAGGAGAGGCGGAGGUCUCAGGAGAAGCAGGUGCUGAAGCAGCUGGCGGAGAAACGCGAGCGCGAGAAGGAGGUGCUCACCAAGGCCCAGGAGGUCAACAACAACUACAGCAAGAUGACAGAGGAGAAACUCCACCACAAGAUGGAGCUGAUCCAAGAAAACCGCAUGGCCCGUCUCAAUGCUCUCAAACAGCGCCUGAGAGAGAAGGAACUUCAUGCUGAAGAAGUCCGUAAGAACAAGGAACUUCACACUGAUCUCUCCGGCUAAAGGCACUGUUUGUCGCCAGAGCUGUGAGACGUCCAGUCACGGCUGCAUUGGGAGAAUAUCUCAUUCUCUGGCCACACUGUCUUACCAGGUCAUAUCAGACUCACCUUAUCAGUUUUCCUUAUCAAUAAACGCCUGAGCAUAUAACCGCAUUCCACAUACACGACAUGGACAGAAGUAUGUGUGCAUCCAGACAGAAGCAUGGGCAUUAAUAGGCAGUCUGUUCUUUAUAAAAGCUCUAGAUCUUCUUGGAGCCAUUAUUCCAGUUCAUCCCAAAUGAUAUUCAGAUCGUUCACAUUUCUUGAUGGACCUUGACUUGUGUGGUGUUCCUGGAUCAGCAACAUCUAUUGAUCCUAGAACAAGACGUCUUAUUAGUCUUAUCUAUAUCCCUGAAACCAACAUUUGUCAUAAAUUGUGGCUAAAAUCAAAAGCAAGUUGAUAACCUUGCUCAAGCGGUCACCUGCUUUGUCACGCUGAAACAAUCUCCGCAAUGUUACUGUAUGGAGCAGCAUUAAGAUUUAGAGUUACUUGACUAGCCAAAAUUGUAAAGAGGUGUUCACAUACUUUUGACCAUAAAGUUUAUCUGCCUGCUGACAAAAACAACUUGGACCAGUUUAAAGACUUGUUUUUAGAUUGGCAUUAGUGCUAUGUUACAUGCCACAAGCUGAUUAAGAGGGUUGCUGUUGCCCAUAGUCCAGCUAGAAAAGUGGCUGAACUAAAACCAGCGUGAAACAUAGCACAUUUGUAACCAGCACUGGCACAGUCUGGUCAUUUAGUCUGGUCUAGGUUGCUAUUUUGCAGGGUUUAAUCUCACAAAAACAAAAACCAUGGCUGUUUCCACAUUUCCACUGCACUUUAUUGGAUAUGAUUCAUUCACGUUGGUAGUUUAGAUACAUUUCAAGGGUCACUGACUCAGAUUUGUGGGUUUGUUUUUCAGUGACCCGAAAGAGAAAUGUCUAAGCUAUAUGCUGCUAACUGAUUACUGUAAACCAUUUAAAAUAAGAUUAAAGCAUAACAAAUUCGUAA
Molecule: messenger RNA, 2437 nt
Organism: Puntigrus tetrazona (Sumatra barb)
Lineage: Eukaryota; Metazoa; Chordata; Actinopteri; Cypriniformes; Cyprinidae
Gene: stmn3
Product: stathmin-like 3
Exons: 6
Coding region: 773-1414 (213 amino acids)
Biological process (GO): neuron projection development; regulation of microtubule polymerization or depolymerization; microtubule depolymerization
Cellular component (GO): cytoplasm; neuron projection
Molecular function (GO): tubulin binding
Source: RefSeq, a predicted model, not a curated record